AUGAAAUUCACUGUUGAGUAUGAAAAGGACGUAAAAUUGCCCUUUUUGGACACGUACAUCCACCACUCUGGCAACAGUUUUGACAUUUCAUUGUACAGAAAACCCACAUUUACUGGUUACCAAUACGAUGAUACUUCAGAGCACCACCAGAUAACGUGGGGUCAGUCCAACACAAACACCGCUUAUUUUGAUGAUAAAUCUCCGUCGAACGUGACAGCUGUGGUUGGGAAAAGAGCUCGACUCCCGUGUAAAGUUAUUAACUUCAACAAGGAGGAUCACCAAGUAUCGUGGAUCAGGCAGAGAGACAUUCACAUCCUCACUGUUGGAAUCUUUACGUACACCACAGACGAUCGAUUUAAGGUCUUCCACCCCGAGGAGAGCGACGACUGGUUCCUUGAGAUCAACCCCGUGACCUUCAGGGAUGCUGGUGUGUACGAGUGCCAGGUGUCGACGAGCCCCAAGAUCUUCCUCCCCGUCUCGCUCGCUGUGGAAGUGCAACAGGCAAGAAUAAACGGACCAGAGGAACUGUUCAUCCAAAACGGCUCGACCAUUAGACUCAUAUGCAUAAUUAACACACACUCCGAGAACGUUGGGACAGUAGGCUGGUAUCGAGACACUACGGUUUUGGAUUAUGAUUCCCCGAGAGGCGGCGUGAGCGUGGAAAUCGAAAAGACCCCAAUGAAAACGACUUCCAAGCUCUUUCUUACAAGGGCUCUGAAGGGGGACUCGGGAAACUACACAUGCGCGCCGCAGUUCGCUGAGGCGGCAUCGGUUAUGAUACACAUCGUCAAUGGCGAAGAAUCCGCAGCUGUCCAGACUGCCAAAUCAGUCAUGCUUGCCAGAGAUUUAAAGCUCCUUACUACAUGUGUUCUAGUGGCAUUAUCGACCUUAUAUACACGGUGACCCUUUCUGUGGUGAAAAGUUCACGUUUGCGCAAAGAGAUAAAAUCGUAUGAUUUAUCCAGAUGUCUGUGUUUUUCUGUUCAUAGUAGGUAGAAUUUUUGAAAUACUACGUAAUAUUACGUAA
Messenger RNA from Penaeus monodon (black tiger shrimp), 1026 nucleotides. RefSeq names its product protein sidekick-1-like. Gene Ontology annotation, biological process: synapse organization. The coding region runs from base 1 to 903 and encodes 300 amino acids. The transcript has 7 exons. Gene Ontology annotation, cellular component: neuron projection membrane. NCBI's taxonomy places the organism in Eukaryota, Metazoa, Arthropoda, Malacostraca, Decapoda, Penaeidae. The record is from RefSeq and is a predicted model, not a curated record.